Messenger RNA from Fusarium pseudograminearum CS3096, 1167 nucleotides. RefSeq lists its product as uncharacterized. Gene Ontology annotation, biological process: tRNA processing. The coding region runs from base 1 to 1167 and encodes 388 amino acids. The record is from RefSeq and is a predicted model, not a curated record. The transcript has 5 exons. NCBI's taxonomy places the organism in Eukaryota, Fungi, Ascomycota, Sordariomycetes, Hypocreales, Nectriaceae. Gene Ontology annotation, molecular function: flavin adenine dinucleotide binding; tRNA dihydrouridine synthase activity.
AUGUCCAUCGGUGAGCAGGGCGAGUCUGCCCAUCCACUCAAGAUCUUUGAUAUCGCCAGAAAGCAAGAUCGUUUUUUGUAUGCUCUUGCGCCCAUGGUCCGAUAUGGCAAGCUUGCCUUUCGACAAACAGUUCACAAAUAUGGAGUUGACCUUUGCUGGUCCCCCAUGAUCCUCGCAAAGGAGUUCAACCGCAGCAGUUUCGCUCGAGAUAGUGACUGGACCUUCUCUACUGAACCCAACCAGCCGCCAACUAUUGUGCAGUUCGGUGCAAAUGUACCCCUGGAACUCGCUCGUGCAUCAGCACUCGUUGCUCCUUCCAGCCAGGGCGUUGAUCUCAACUGUGGAUGUCCUCAAUCGUGGGCUUGUGCUGAGACUCUGGGCGCUGCUUUGAUGAACCAUCGUGAGCUAGUUCGGGAUAUUGUCGUCGAGACCAGACAACGCCUAACAAGCGACGGAUGGGGUGUCGGCCUCGAGAAGGAUAUUGACAACCCCAAAGGACGAAGUGUAAGCGUGAAAAUCAGGAUUCACAACGACCUCAGACAAACUAUGGACUUCAUAGAUACUGUCAUAGGGCAUCCCCAGAACCGCCUUAUUGACUGGCUCACUAUUCACCCACGAACAAGAUCAACACCAUCAACUACCCCAAUCAGGACUGAGGCCCUCGAAAUUUUAACAGAGAAAUACUCAAAGACACUCCCUAUUCUCCUCUCCGGGGAUGUCUUCGAUCUCUCCACCCUCCCCUUCCAGCCCACCAUCACUACCAACAAUAACGCCCCUCUUCCAUCUAUCGACAAGCUGGCUCUCAACGACACAAACUCUGCUGUUAUCAUGCCACGCCCCAGCAACACCCAUCUCUCAGGCUUCAUGUCUGCUCGUGGCCUUCUUGCCAACCCUGCCAUCUGCACCGGCUACUCGGCCUGCCCCUGGGAAGCUGUCGAGACAUUCAUGUGCAAAGUGGCGCGGGCUCCUGUGCCAUUCAAGCUGGUACAGCACCACGUCAUGGAGAUGACAGCGCCUGGAAUGGGCCCCGAUAAGACCUCACUUCUGGAAAAGAAGGAGCGUGCUGAGAUUAUGAAGUUGACCAAUACCUGCGAGAUUGUCGACUAUCUUGACGAAAAGAUUGAAGAGAAGACGGGGAGAGUUGGUGGUAUGAGACGGGAUCUAUGA